Scomber japonicus (chub mackerel) is the source of this 656-nucleotide messenger RNA. Its product is annotated as cyclin-dependent kinase 2-associated protein 1. NCBI's taxonomy places the organism in Eukaryota, Metazoa, Chordata, Actinopteri, Scombriformes, Scombridae. The record is from RefSeq and is a predicted model, not a curated record. Gene Ontology annotation, cellular component: cytoplasm; nucleus. The transcript has 4 exons. The coding region runs from base 87 to 449 and encodes 120 amino acids.
AUUUGCCGGUGCCGCUGUUGUAAACAAAAAGUGAGAGACAGACGCUUCACUGAAUUUUCGGGUCAUUUUUAUUUCUUUAAUUUACAAUGUCUCUGGGAAUGUCUUACAAACCCAAUGUCCAUCAGCACAUUCCGGGAACUUCUGGGAACCAAGUUGGGAACCUUCAGUCUGCCUCAGCGGCUAACUUGGCCACGUUGCAGUCCUACAGGCCGCUCCUGAGCGACUAUGGACCUCCAUCUCUGGGAUUCUCACAGGGAUCCACUGGAAGCCAAGUGCCUCAGAACAAAUACGCAGAGCUGCUGGCCAUCAUCGAGGAGCUGGGGAAGGAGAUCAGGCCCACAUACGCUGGAAGCAAGAGCGCGAUGGAGAGACUGAAAAGAGGGAUUAUUCACGCCAGAGGGUUGGUGCGUGAAUGCUUGGCUGAGACUGAGAGAAACGCGAGGUCCUAGCUACCGAACACACACACACACACACACACACACACACAUUCCUCCCUUUGCAAGAAGAAGAACUAACAGUGUGCGUCUUACGAGAAAAGAGAAAAAAACAAGAAAAAAAAACAACAACCUGCAUGGCAUUUCCUUUUGAGAAGGAGGAAGUAAAUGAAGAAAAAAAGGAUGAUCAUGAUGAUCAUGAUGAUGAUAAGAGAAAGCAAA